Messenger RNA from Microthlaspi erraticum, 678 nucleotides. NCBI's taxonomy places the organism in Eukaryota, Viridiplantae, Streptophyta, Magnoliopsida, Brassicales, Brassicaceae. The record is from the annotation of a GenBank genome assembly.
AUGGAUAACACAUUCAACCUUCAAUCUUCUUCUUCCUUCCCAGUAUACGACCACAAGCCUCUUCUUCUUUAUGAUCUCGUAGUGUAUACAGCUAUGGAUUCAGUCUCUGAGGGAGUGUCACUACUCAUCCAUGAGCAUCCUAUGGUGCCUUGGAAUGAUAUGGGGAGAGGUGAUUGCUGUAGACGCUAUGAAUCUAUCACGGAUGGCUACUAUUGCAAAAUCUGCGACUUUUUCGUCCACAAGAUAUGUGGCGACGAGGCCUCCGAAUAUAUUCAACACCAAUCUCACUCCCUUCACACUCUUCAGCUGCUUCCAAGUAAACUUCAUUAUUGCGAUUUAUGUGGAAGGAAUAUUAAGGAUCGAUGCUAUUGUUGUGAGAUAUGUGACUUCGACGUGUGUCUAUACUGUGCCAAGUACCCACCACCACCAGAGGUUAUUGACAUUUCCGAGACGCAUCCUCACAAGCUCACACAUGUCAAGGAGCGGACAGAGUUUGUCUGUGAUGCCAAAUGUGGAAAGCGUGGUUAUGGGUUUCCUUACAAAUGUGACGAAUGUGAUUUAGCAUUCCAUGUGGAGUGCGUAUGGUACUCAUACCCAUCGGAUGUGAUACGCCCCAAAGAAGUAAACCACUCUUACCAUUCUUUGCACCCUCUUAAGCUCCUUACAGGCCAUCCACCA